AGGAGGAGGAGCAGCGGUGGCAGGCAAGGCGGACCCCACCCGGUCCAAGAGUUUUCCGGUGCUGCCCGGCCACCGGGACCCCCCGGACUCCGGGACGAUGGACCCGCCCCAGCCGGCCGGGACCAGGCAAGCUGGCGAUCCGGCCCCGGGGCAGAGCGCACCGGCCCCCGGCCCCUCCGCCCUGACCGCUUUGCCGGGCGGAAGAACGGGGGGCCUCCGGGUGGUCCUGACGGACUCCCGCUGCUUCCUGGCCUGCUUGUGCUUUCUGACCUUCAUCCAGUCGCUCAUGGUGUCGGGCUACCUGAGCAGCGUCAUCACCACCAUCGAGCGGCGCUACAGCCUGCGCAGCUCCGAGUCCGGCCUGCUGGUCAGCUGCUUUGACGUGGGCAGCCUGGCGGUGGUGGUCUUCAUCAGCUACUUCGGGGGCCGGGGGAGGCGGCCGCUCUGGCUGGCGACGGGGGGGCUGCUGAUCGCCCUGGGGGCCGCCCUCUUCUCCCUGCCGCACUUCAUCUCCCCGCCUUACCAGGUCCAGGAACUCAACUCCUCGGCCGCCAACGAGGGCCUGUGCCCAAGCGGCAACGGUUCGGCCGAGGACCCCCCGGAGGCGGCGGCGGCCUGCUUCCGGGACUCGGGGGGCCGCGGCCACGCCCUCUACGUGGCCCUGUUCGUCUGCGCCCAGGUGCUCAUCGGGGUGGGCUCCACGCCCAUCUACACCCUGGGACCGACCUACCUGGACGACAACGUCAAGAAGGAGAACGCGUCCCUGUACCUAGCCAUCAUGUACGUCAUGGGAGCCCUGGGUCCCGCGGCCGGGUACCUUCUGGGCGGGGUCCUCAUCGGCUUCUACGUGGACCCCCGGACGCCUGCCCGUCUGGACCAGAGCGACCCUCGCUUCAUCGGAAACUGGUGGAGCGGGUUCCUCCUGUGCGCCGCCGCCAUGCUGCUCGUCAUAGUCCCCAUGUUCGCCUUCCCCAAGACGCUGCCGCCCCGCCACAAGAAGAAGAGAAGGAAAAAGAAGCUGGGAGCCCGUGAUGGGCCCGGGGAUGAGGACGUCUUCAAGGAGAAAUCGAGCACCAGAGGACAAGCAGAUGGGGCGGGUCCAUCCUCUCUGGGAUUCGGGAAGAGCAUCAGAGACCUCCCGAGAGCAGCUGGCAGGAUCUUAAGCAACAUGACAUUCCUUUUUGUGAGUUUGUCAUACACAGCUGAGAGUGCCAUUGUCACCGCUUUUAUCACCUUCAUCCCCAAGUUCAUCGAGUCCCAGUUCGGCAUCCCCGCUUCCAGUGCCAGCAUCUACACUGGUGUUGUGAUCGUCCCCAGUGCCGGUGUGGGCAUCGUCCUGGGCGGAUACAUCAUCAAGAAGCUGAGGCUGAGCGCCCGCGAGGCGGCCAAGCUGGCCAUGAUCUGCAGCGGGGUGUCACUGCUCUGCUUCUCCACGCUCUUCAUCGUUGGCUGCGACAGCAUCAGCCUGGGUGGCAUCAACAUCCCCUACACCACCGGCCCCUUCCUCACUGUGACCCACCGCAACCUGACCGGCAGCUGCAACGUCAACUGCGGCUGCAGGAUCCACGAAUACGAGCCCGUCUGUGGAUCGGACGGCAUCACCUACUUCAACCCUUGCCUGGCCGGCUGCGCCAGCGCCGGCAACCACAGCCUCGGGGGCCGGAACUACACCGACUGUGCCUGCGUCCAGAGCCGCCAGGUCAUCAGCCCGCCCACGGCCGGCCGGCACGGCCAGCUCCGCGUGGUCAUCGUGAAGACCUAUCUCAGCGAGAAUGGCUACGCCGUGUCCGGGAAGUGCCACCGCACUUGCAACACCCUCAUCCCCUUCCUCGUCUUCCUCUUCAUCGUGACCUUCAUCACCGCCUGUGCCCAGCCGUCCGCCAUCAUAGUGACACUCAGGUCCGUGGAGGACGGAGAGAGACCCUUUGCGCUGGGGAUGCAAUUUGUUUUACUCCGAACGCUUGCGUACAUUCCGACCCCCAUCUACUUCGGCGCGGUGAUUGACACCACGUGCAUGCUGUGGCAGCAGGAGUGCGGCGUGCGGGGCUCCUGCUGGGAGUACGACGUCACCUCCUUCCGCUUCGUCUACUUUGGGUUGGCGGCCGGCCUCAAGUGCUUCGGCUUCGUCUUCAUCUUCCUGGCCUGGUACUCACUCAGGUGCCGCGAGGAGCGGCUGCGCGGGACGCGGCCCAGGGCGGCGGCGCUCCACACCGUCAGCGAGGCGGUGGCCGACGGCCAUGCCAGGACGCGGUCCUGCCCGGCCUUUGGCGGGCCCGAGCUCCUGCCGGAGGAGGGUGGCCUGGCCCGGGGGAUCCCCAACACGGCCCAGACCUACCCUGGCGCUGAACCCCCGCAUUGCCCCGGCCCUUGAGGGACACCUCUCGCUCCCCGUGGCCCAGGAAUGCGACAGGAAGCCAGCAUUCCAAGGCGGGCGGCAGCAGCUCCAUCGUCCGGUCGGGCACGGGACUGGCCGCUGUCUCAACAGGAGCCUGGUGCGUUGGAAGAGCCACUUCCCUCCGGGUCGGAGGCGGGGCGUGACAGAUUGGGAAUUUUGCUUCACCCAGUCAGUGCUCUCCGCUAGAAAGCACAAACAACGUGAUGCCACUAUGCAAUUUGAGUGGCCAUGGCCAGGAGGAGCAUCCCAAAUGGCUGCCCGCUGCUUCUGGUUAUUCUCCUGGGGAGGCUCCGGGUCAUCUUGCUGCUUGGGGGGUGCCCAUCCAGGAUUUUCCAUAAGGAAGGGGGUGGGUUGCCUUUGGCCCCACGGAGCGGUAAUGGGGGAAGUGGGCACGUCACCCCGAGAGCGGGAGGAGAGUGAGGCCUGAGCCGGUCCAUCGGAUGAGCGAUGACUUUCCAACGGCCUCCCGGGAUAUACGGCGGUGAUCUCUUCGGCCCGACGGUGAGCAGGGAAACCCAGUCCGGGAAAGAAUCACCUCAGACCCCGCUGGGACCAGCCACCUUGGGGCCGUCGGAGCUGAGAGGAAAAAAGUAGGAGAGAAACCACGCCAGCGGGCAAGGUGACGAGGGCCUAGAAAAUACAUCUGUUUCGCGGGGGCCAUUGUCAUGGGCAUUUGGACUUGAAUCACCCAUAGUGUCUUUUAGGCGGGUCGGGGAGCUUCGACUUGGGCUGGGUCUAAGCAGACUGAGGCCCUUCUCCCUGCCAGCCGCCCCCUACUCAGGCCGGGAGUUUGCCUCCUUUUCCCCCCUCACUGAGGGCAGCCCGGAGCCCAACAGGCCCCUCCAGUUGCUCUUAACCGGCUGCUUUCCGCAGGUGUGCUCACGGGAGCCAAUUCAACUGCUAGUUUCCGUUUCCAUUAGAAGAAGGUUCCGGUUCAAGCUCACCCUCCCAACCCCCUAGUUCAAGUUUCUGACGACAAUAAUCAACUCCCCAGUAGCAGGCGCCAACUAGGCAAAAAUGCAGAGCAGAAAGGGAGCAGAGCUAAAAGUGAAGCCACCGCGAAGCCUGCCUUACCUGAAUGCUCUGCUCCAACUGGUGGGUGGGUUUACUGGGUGACGCUGGUGGUUGUGGCAGUGAAGGAAAAAUGGCGGCACUGUCCCACCUGUCUCUGGGGGAGGAGCGGAGGCCAGUUCGGGCCCGGCACCAGUCUGUCCGUCUCAGGCUUUGGCGUGAGUUUUGGAGGGAAGGAGAACAGAAAUCCUAGCAGCUAUAUUCACCUCCAUCUGCCCCUGGCCCAGGGGUGUCUCAGUCCUGAGAGGUCAGGCGGACAGGUGGCUGAAAAGAACAACGGUGAAAGGAAAAAUAACCGUAGGAAUCCGGCCCGCUGGACAGAGGGGAGACGGGCAGUCGAGGCUGCCCUCUGGAAAGGAAGAAGACAAAGGUCAUUGUUCACAGUUGACGGGUGGGCAGGCUGGGUCUCUGCUCCCCACCUCCUGCUCCCCCACUCCCCCACUCCCCGCCUCACCGACCACUCACUGUCCAGCUGGAAGGAACCGUCCCCGGUGCCGGGGCCGGGCGGGCUGGCAAGCGGAGAUCGCUUGGAAUCGGGGCAAGUUCAUGCUUAUUUGGCAGGCACUUGGGGGCAUCCAAGAGACGCACAACAGACCGACCACUCUAUGGUUCCCCAGCGCCACUGCCAGUUACUGUAAACUGUCUGGUUACAGACCCGAGUACUUGGGACUUCAAAAUCAAAACCUGAUGCACUGAAUAAAUAAAAGCAUGUUCUUUGACUAAAACCA
Messenger RNA from Ornithorhynchus anatinus (platypus), 4194 nucleotides. It is a transcript of the gene SLCO5A1, whose product is annotated as solute carrier organic anion transporter family member 5A1. Gene Ontology annotation, molecular function: protein binding. NCBI's taxonomy places the organism in Eukaryota, Metazoa, Chordata, Mammalia, Monotremata, Ornithorhynchidae. The record is from RefSeq and is a predicted model, not a curated record. Gene Ontology annotation, biological process: transmembrane transport; sodium-independent organic anion transport. The transcript is spliced from 9 exons. Bases 98 to 2371 code for a protein of 757 amino acids. Gene Ontology annotation, cellular component: membrane.